Molecule: messenger RNA, 2715 nt
Organism: Prorocentrum cordatum
Lineage: Eukaryota; Dinophyceae; Prorocentrales; Prorocentraceae
Source: the annotation of a GenBank genome assembly
AGCCUUUCUGGCGCAGGGCUGGGCUCCGCUUCUGCUUCGGGGGUGCGUCGCGUGGGCGUCCGAGUCUGGGAUGGCUGUCGGCCACGAGAGGGUGAUGUGGAACGCCGCGUUCAUCGAGGCGGGGGGCGAAGAGUGCCAGGGCUCGCUCAGUCCUCGGCCCUCCAGCGAGCUCUGCAGCGAGUCGUCUCCUCUUCGCAGUGUGCUCUUCGACGCCGAUCGCAUGGUCGAUGAUGCGCUGUCGAAACACAUGGAAGGGGUCUGGGCCGCGAACAGCCGGAAGACGAGGAGGAACAGGGUCGAGAGGCGGGGCAUGUCUGCAGCCGUAGAUGCCAUCCACCUCCUGCCUGAGCAGUUGAGCAGCGCGGUGCAGACCAAGGCCAAAGGCCUCGCCGGCAGCGUGAAGAUCGACCUGUUCUUGGUGCAGCGGGUCAUCCGCCGCAGCGGCGUGGGCGACGACGUCGUCGAUGAGGCCAUCGAUCAGCUGGACAAGAUUCCAGAGAUCAUCAGGAGCUCCUUCGUCUCGAAGAUAGAGGAGGCGAACGAGGCGAUGCAGGUGAAGCUGAGCGCCAUCAUGCAGACGUUCAAGGGCCGUGCCCCUGAGAGUCAAGAAGUGAUGACGCAGCUGUGUAACCUCCCAGAGAAAUUCGAGCAGAUCACCUGCGAGGCGGUUGACCAGGCCAUGCAUGAUUUCCAGCGCGAGGCGGCUAGUUGUUACGACCGCGUCUCGCGGAGCUUGCCAGAAGACGCGGGUUUCAGCCACCAGGCCCUGAAAGACGCUGAGUCUCAGAUCGCGAAAUUGUCGAUGCCAGAGAUGUACUUCGCGACGAUGCGGGCCUUGAGGAGCACGACUAACGCGCACGUCAAGCACGCCGUUGCUUACGUGGACGACCCCAAGGAAGUACCUUCUACGAAGACGAACGCAUUGGCCGCAGACGUGCUUCCGAGGGCGAAGCUGGGCACCCUGCCGCAGACGACCGGCGCGUCCGUGUACCAGUCCAGCCGUUGCGCGGCCAGCAUGCAGGACUACGCGACAGGCGGUGGCGGCGACGGCGCUCUGGCGAGCCACCGCGGUCGGUGGCAGGCCAGGCUCGCCUCCAGCGCCGAGUGCAGCCACCCUUCCAAUCCCGGGAGCCUGGGCCACCCCGAGAUGUGCUUCCGGACGUGCUUGUAUUUCAUGGAGGGCCGGUGCGCGAACGGCGACGCGUGCAGGUUCUGCCACUGCCCGCACUCGACUCGGCCCGUGCACCUCGGGAAGUCGCAGAGGAAGUUUUUAGAGACGUCGACAGCGGCCGAUUGCUUCGGCAUCCUGCUGCCCAUCCUCGAGAGGAAAAUGGUCAUGCUGCGCUUGGCCACAGACGCGCUCCAGUUGCUGGCUGGCCAGCAGUGCGCUGGGCCAGGCGAGGUCCCCGUCGACGCUGGCAGCCAGUUCAAGGCUCGGGAGCUGCGGUCUUUGGAAAAAGCUCUUCGGGCUGUGCCCAUGCGGUCGCUGCUGAUGGUGCUGCGAAGGAAGAUGGGGGCGCAAAGUUCACGCGAGACGGCCGUGUUCGACGCGCUGAUUCUGGAGUUGCGCGAGGCGGGCUUCCAGGUGGACUUCGAGCCAGGGUUCCCAGGGGACGCUUGAGUUUGGCCGGCUGCUCCGUAGUAUUCCUUCUGUUCCCAGCAGCGUUUGGUCAAACAGCUCCAGCAGGCCCGGAAAUGGGCGUAGCCCAGACGCGCAGUACCAGGCAGGCUUGAAGCUCAACGACAAUCCACUCGUGGACCCCUUCCUAUCCUUAAGUCCCCAACCCUCACAACCCCAUCAAAGAACCACCGUGGGUAAACCCCUCCGCGAGGCGUCAUGAUUAGGCCGGGCUUCUGAGAGCCAGUGUGCGCUCAGACCGCGGAUGCGUCGGCGCGGCCAGGCCACACCGGGCCAUUUUUUGUUUCAGUUUGGCAGGGUUGUUGAUCUCUUGCUCCUGUUCGCGCCAACCCCUUGGGUCAGUUUGAUCACGUCGGCUCACCCCACGUGCACUAUUUGCGCCUACUGCCGGCGCCCCGCGUGGGAAUAUGUUUUCCACGCGAAUUUUGCCUCAGGGAGACCAGGACGCACGGCAGCCAGUGGUGUCAGUCGAUCGAUCGGGCAAUCACGUGAACAUUCGGUCACGGGACAUGGGCAGUGUUGGCAGGACCGAUCUCGAAUGCUACAGCAUCUCCGUGCUUAUAUCCUCUACCAACCAGCGCAGCGCUUCACGGAUGUCCGUUUGUUGCUGCUGGAGUUUGGUUUUCUUCACGCGCCUUAGUUGCCGUAUGGCUUUUGAGUGCGUGGUUUAAGGUCUGCCUUGCGUCUCGGCCUGCAAGGUUCAAAGUGCUUCUUAACCCACGGGGCCAUGACGCGCGUUGUGCCCCACCCUCCCACCCCCCAUAACAUGACUUGGACUGUUCACCCCCUCCUCCCCCUCUUGCCCGCAUGCCCCCAGCGAAGCCGCUUACACAGCACCGGCCGAUUAUCGCGCGCGUGGGCAGCAACUGAGAGCUUACUUCGCAAGAUGGCGCAUCUUUCGGACCGUACGUGUCUGCGCUUCCUGCUGAGGCGUGCCUUGUAGGGCUGCGCGUCUGAUUUUUUCCGCAGGUGGGGUAUCCCAAACCCAAGCGGAACUCAAUGAUCUACUUAUUUUAAUGAUCUCGGCGCCUCUGAGCGAUCAGUCGAGCUUCGCAUAAAUAUUCCAAGAUGGCUCC